CUCGCCAGCUCUGGUCCACCCGGCAGAGGUCUGCGCAGAGGUGACAGCUGGACGCGGCCCUGGGGACAUACUCCGGCCUCCGCCCAGACCCGGACUAUUUGGGCCCUAAUUACCUGUGACUUGAUAGAAAUAAGCAGGCAGGUUGAUGACAUUUGAAGAUAUGCGUUUGGAAGGAAUUGAUCGCAGACAGGUUGAACAGCAAAAUAUUUCAGCAGGCUGCACCCAGCCUGUCCCCAGAACGGCGGGCACUUGGAGCGGGGACCGGGUGUGGUCCCCUGUACUGACAGCGCCGCCUCGCUGGGCUGAGGUCCGAUUCCAGGCAGACCAGCACGUUAGAGCCCAUGUCUCCCAGCCCCCCGAGCCGCCGUUACUGUUGUUACUAGGGGACCCUCUGGCCAAGCUGCAGAACAAGCUCAGGUGACAAGUUCUCCGGGGUCGCUGCCCCUUGGCCUCCAGGCCCCUCUGACCUGCCCCUGGCUGCCCACCUGUCCUAGAAGGUCACGCCUGUCACUAACAGGUGUGAGAAGCCCUGGGUCACUAGUGGUCACCCUUCAGCCACCGCCUCCGGCGUCCCCCACCUCAUCCAGCGGCCGCCUCUCCCCAAGCCUCUUGUGUCCCACGGGUCCGCACAGCUCCCUGAGAAGCCGUGGCUUCUCCCCUGCAUCUAGAUUUCUGCCCUGGGGUGUUUGUGGGCAUCUGGCAAGUCUGCAGCCAUUUUUCCUGCAGUCUGGGACUCUCCCCAAAGGCUGAGGGGCUGCGGAGGAGCGGACGGCUCCAGAGUCCCCUGGGCACCAAGGCAUGGGGUGUCCGUGGAGUCCUGGUGGGAGCUGGCCGUUCAUGUCCGUGGCUGCCAAGGAAGCGAGUGGUUUGCCUGGCGGUGUAGACAGAAGAGCCUCCAAGCGUAGAGAAGGAGGGGGCCCCCUCUGCCUAGAGACGUGCUUCUUUUCCCCAACACGACGCUUUAGGAAGGACACGGACGGGCUGGGUUGAUCUCAGCCGUGUCAGGAGGACGGUGGAUGUGCCCUGGAGCAGUGAGGGCUGGCAGGGCGAGCAGGCAGGGAGGUUUCCGGGGGGCACAGGAGCGGGGCUUCUGACAAGCUGGUGUGUGGGAGAGGAAGGGCCCCUUCGGUGUGACCCCUGAGUUAUCGAAGGUCCGCGGGUCAAAGGCCCCAGCAGAACCGUGUAGCAGUGACUCAGACGGAGCUCACCCAGGAGACAGGACCUCUCCGUUGGAGGGACCCAGGCACAGGCCGGCGGAAGCGUGGCCAUGUCCGCGGGGCUAAACUCAGCACGAUCUUGCCGUGAAUUCCUAAGAUAACGGGUGCAUCAGCUCUGUGGGUCCCCAGCGUGUGGGAAGGUGUGGCUCCCGCACUGUGCUGGGCGGAGGUUUAGGGGCUUAUUCUUCAUCUCUGCUUCUGCAUUGUCUCCUCGCACCUACCCCCGGGAGGGUCUGGGUAACGGGCAGCAUUUCAGAAGCCUUCUCAAAUCCCUGAGAGAUUAGCCCGGGGCGCUGUUACACGUUAGUGACUUGAUGCACUCAACCCAGUGGUAAUCAUUUGCCACGUGAGCAAAUGUAAGAGUGAAUUUUUUAAAAAUUUGAGAUGACACAGAUGCUCCCUGCUCCGUGGGGGUUUUCUCCCAUGUCGAGGCUUGGUGGGAAGUCCAGCACUCAUGUCUCGGGGCAAGUCCUCAGCAGAUGCCCUUCGAGGACUCGGGUCCCUGGGUUCCGCGUGCUCCCAGGCGCACGGCAAACCUCCUCCUGCUUCAGGACCUGAAGGGCGACAUCAGAGUCCUCUGUCGGAUCCGCCCUCUGCUGCCCUUCGAUGACAAGGCUCAGGAGCCGGUCUCACGGAACAGCUCCGUGUCCGGAGGCGUGGUCCACGCAGUCGAUGACGAAACCGUCCUGGUGGAGUGCACCCGGCCUGGCCACCCUUUGAUUAAUAAGACAUAUACGUUUGAAAGAGUUUACGGCCCAGCAGCAUCUCAGAGAGUGGUGUUUGAAGAUGUGUGUCCCCUUCUUACGUCCUUCUUGGAUGGGUACAACGUCUGCAUCAUGGCUUACGGGCAGACGGGAAGCGGGAAGAGCUUCACCAUGCUGGGCCCGCAUUGCCAGGAGGAGCCGGCCCUGCCGUCGGAACCCUGCGGCGACGCGGGCAUCAUCCCCAGGGCGGCUGGAGAGCUCUUCAGGCUUAUUUCAGAAGAUGCGUCACGGAGCCCCGAGGUGGACAUUUCCAUAGUGGAAGUUUAUAACAAUGACAUUUUUGACCUUCUGGCUAACGACAGUGGUCGAGUGGCAUCUGGGGUGAAGCGACAGGUGCUGACGACCCAGCAGGGGAAGAAGGCGGUCUGCGGGCUGACCUACCAGUCGGUCCGCAGUGCCGCGGAGUUCCUGACGCUUGUGGGCAGGGGUCUGCAGCUGCGGGCGAAGCAGCCCACUGCGGUGCAUGCCGAGUCCUCCCGAUCUCACCUGGUGAUAACCGUGACCCUGGCCACAGCCACCUCCUCCCGUGGUCCCAGCGGGCGGCCCUCCGCACCCGCCCCGCAGUCAGAUCAGUCAGCGUCCACAGAGCCCUGCCGGCCUGGACCGCGGUCGCCGGCAACCAGGAAGAGGCAGAGCCCACCCGUGCCCCCGAGGACCCGCGGGCAUGGACUCGGGCAGGUGGCCCCGGACCCCCUGGGGCAGGUGCACGCCACCCUGCAGCUUGUGGACCUGGCGGGCAGCGAGUGUGCGGGUGUGUCUGGAGUGACGGGGCCAGCCCUGAGGGAGACUUCUUGCAUAAACCGGAGCCUGGCGGCCCUCUCGGACGUCCUGGGGGCGCUGGCGGAGGGCAGAGGCCACAUCCCCUACCGGAACAGCCGGCUCACCCACCUGCUGCAGGACGUGCUUGGAGGUGACGCCAAGUUACAGGUGAUCGUGUGCGUGUCCCCAGGCCAGAGGCACGUGGCCGAGACGCUGCAGAGCCUGGGGUUUGGCGCCCGAGCGAGGCAAGUGGAGCGAGGCCGUCCAGCCCCCAGAAAACUCAGGUGAAGGAGAGGUGGCGCGCUCAGGGC
Molecule: messenger RNA, 3051 nt
Organism: Odocoileus virginianus texanus
Lineage: Eukaryota; Metazoa; Chordata; Mammalia; Artiodactyla; Cervidae
Gene: KIF25
Product: kinesin family member 25
Biological process (GO): microtubule-based movement
Cellular component (GO): microtubule cytoskeleton
Molecular function (GO): ATP binding; microtubule motor activity; microtubule binding
Source: RefSeq, a predicted model, not a curated record